This is a messenger RNA of Actinia tenebrosa (Australian red waratah sea anemone), 2707 nucleotides long. RefSeq names its product partitioning defective 6 homolog beta. The record is from RefSeq and is a predicted model, not a curated record. Lineage: Eukaryota; Metazoa; Cnidaria; Anthozoa; Actiniaria; Actiniidae. Gene Ontology annotation, molecular function: protein binding. Gene Ontology annotation, biological process: centrosome cycle.
CGCGUCGAUCGGGUUAAUAUUUUUUUCUUCAUUCGAAAUCACUUAUAAACAUUUUACUCUACAAAUACUGCAUCCCUAAUGGCUAGAUUACAAAAGGGAACACAGAAAUUUGGAAAUAUUACAAACCUUGGUACUGUGGAAAUCAAAUCGAAGUUUGAUGCAGAAUUUAGACGGUUUUCAUCAGAGAGGAAUCAAUAUAAAAACUACGAGGAAUUUUACAAGCGCGUUGAAAAUAUACAUAGACUUACAAAUACACCUUUCACGACAUGGUACACCGAUAAUCACGGAGACUUGCUUCCAAUCAACAAUGAUGAUAAUUUACAAGUCGCUUUAACUAGUGCAAAGCCGUUAUUACGACUAUUUGUGCAACGAAAAGGAGAAGGUUACGAACAAAAUGGUCUUCCUCCUGAAGUGCAGUUACGGAAAAAGAAUAUCUUUUCAAACAUAGCAAACGUAAACAGGUCAUCAGCGUACACCAACAAAGUGGCAAUUAGCACCCCGCAAGACUUCCGUCGAGUAUCAGCUAUCGUUGAUGUCGACAUAUUACCAGAAACACAUCGGCGUGUACGACUGCUUAAACACAAUUCGGACAAACCCCUAGGGUUUUAUAUUCGAGAUGGAACAAGUGUCCGGGUUACCCCAAAUGGACUAGAACGAGUUCCGGGAAUUUUUAUAUCAAGGCUCGUUCCGUUUGGUCUUGCAGAGAGUACAGGACUGUUGGCUGUUAAUGACGAGGUUCUAGAAGUCAAUGGAAUUGAUGUGUCGGGAAAGACUCUUGACCAAGUCACAGAUAUGAUGAUAGCAAACAGUCAUAAUUUGAUCAUAACUGUAAAACCAGCUAACCAACUGAACAAUCCAAAAGCUGGAACUGCUCUCGAUCGCUUAAAUGCGAAAUCAAGAAGUUUGACGAACUUGAAUUCAAUUCCAUCCAAUCCUACGGGAUCUCCGACUAUCGCUCAUGCGUAUUCAAACCACCUCAUGGGCGAAGAUAUUCUCGAUAGUGAUGAUGAGGAAAAUCCUACUGUCGAUGAAUCAGGUGUACUAUCAAUAUAAAUAUUCUGCGUAGCAUGUCCUUUUUUCAUCGUUCAAGCUUAAAAUAUUACUCAUACUACAACACGUUGCUUCAACUUCUCGGGAUAUAAUCAUCAUUUGUGUAUUUGUAUAUACUAUUUGGAGUACUGGAUUGUUAAACUACAAUGAACAAAGCUGAAAAGUUGUCAACAUUGGUGCACUGGGAGAUCAAUGAUUGAUCGUUUACAUCUGAAAAUGCUCAAUCUCAAAAACAUUUUGGAAAUUACUUGUCAUGUUACAAGAAAGCAUUCAAGACAUUGUAAUCAUUGCUUCCACAAAACAUGCAGCCUGCAAUAUCAUAACACAUUGCAUCUCGUAAAGGGCAACAUCUGAAAGAUAUUUCCAGGAGUGAAGACAAAGCCUGUCAAUAAGUAUAGUAUAUGUUUUAGAAAUGAUAUUAAUAAUUUCUUAAUAAUUAGUGGGUGGGUUUAUAAUUAUUUGGAGAGAAUUCCGAGUCCUUUUUCUAAAACGAUAUUGAACCAUAAAUGGUAGAUUUUUAGUUAUAGUAAUUUAAUUUUGGCAUAACAUACCUACGUACUGUAUUAUACUCUAGAGCAGAUUCUUUCCCUGAACACUAUAAAUGGCAAAUUUGUAGGAUAAUCAUAUACCAUGUAAAACCCUGCUGUAUAGCGCAUGCAGUAAAACCAUGAAAUAAAAACAAAGUUGAUACUGACAAAUAGUAGCUAUUUAGAGACUUAUAGUUGCUAUCACUCAACCAGAACUUUUAUUAAACAAGACACAAAAUGGUGUCUUGUGUAUUUGUCUUUGUUUUAUUUCAUAGUUUUACUGCCAGUGCGCUAGUAUAGAUUCUGAUUGAAUGAAUAAUUGAGUCAAUUGCACCAACAAACAGGGGUGGAUCCAGGAUUUUUAUAAGGGGGUGACAGUUAUAGUUUUCCUUGUGCCAUUACCACAGGAAACCCAUAAAAGGCGGGAAAUGGUGUAAAUAUUGCGUCUCAAGUUGAUGGAAAUUAUAAUUGAAGUUAGAUUUGAAGAGUGAAAGCUUCUCCAGAUAAAAUGUUUUAUUUCAACCUAGCUGGGUUAACCUUCAUGUGAUUUGCAUUUUUACACGUGAACUGAGAAGAAUAUUCAAAGAAUCUUGUUGUGAAUACUUUUUUUCUUGAGUUGCUUUUCUUUGACUACCCUGGAGUCCAGAGGUCAUUUUAUUCUCCCUCUGGCUUUUGCUGACAUGAAUUUUUAGUGCUCACUCGUUACAACCAUAGGAUGCGAAAUGGAAGCUCUGGAGCCCAGGAAGUUCUUUGACAUUCAAAGUUUUGAAAUCUUAAAUUAUGCAAACAAUAUUCAAGCAUAUUUCUUUCGUAAAAUAACAUUUUAGAUAGUUAUAUAGUACCUGACAUAAAUAUUUGGCUUAGGAACAACAUUGAACCUUACUGUAAUUGUAUAAUUGUAUAAUUCUGGUGAGGAAAAAUGUAUCUACCUAAGAAAAUUUCCUGCAGAGCAACUAGUUUGAAACUAGAUAGUCUAAAACAAUCACAUUUCAAAACACUUCUUUACUCUGUACUUAUAGUAAACAUUUUAGAAACAUGUCAUUAUGUAUGUGUAUGCCCAUUUAUGCCUAGCACUGCAUCGCACAUUUUAUGAAAAAAUAUUUCAAUAAAUAAGUAUUUCUGAUAAUAAA